Messenger RNA from Populus euphratica (Euphrates poplar), 3620 nucleotides. RefSeq names its product Tetratricopeptide repeat (TPR)-like superfamily protein. The coding region runs from base 119 to 3157 and encodes 1012 amino acids. Gene Ontology annotation, biological process: N-terminal peptidyl-methionine acetylation. Gene Ontology annotation, cellular component: NatB complex; cytoplasm. The transcript is spliced from 19 exons. Gene Ontology annotation, molecular function: protein binding. NCBI's taxonomy places the organism in Eukaryota, Viridiplantae, Streptophyta, Magnoliopsida, Malpighiales, Salicaceae. The record is from RefSeq and is a predicted model, not a curated record.
UAUCCUCCAAACAGAACCUAAAAAAGUCAGUCAGCUGAUCUCUUACACAGAGAGAAAGAAAUAUUUGAAACCCUAGCUAAAAAACCCUAUUUUUUUCGAGAAAAGGGAAAAAGCUUCAAUGGCAUCGAAGUUUGGGUUAGCUGGAGGGAUACCGGAACGGCGAGUGAGACCGAUUUGGGAUGCAAUCGAUUCUCGUCAGUUCAAGAAUGCGCUUAAACACUCCACCGCACUCCUCGCUAAAUGCCCUAAUUCACCUUACGCACUCGCGCUAAAAUCACUCAUCUUGGAAAGGAUGGGUAAAUCUGAUGAGGCAUUAUCAGUUUGCUUAAAUGCGAAGGAGCUUUUAUACAAGAAUGAUUCCUUGUUAAUGGAUGAUCUAACUCUCAGUACAUUGCAGAUUGUUUUUCAACGGCUUGAUCGCUUGGAUUUGGCUACUGGAUGCUAUGAGUAUGCUUGCAGUAAAUUUCCAAGCAAUCUGGAACUAAUGAUGGGACUUUUCAAUUGUUAUGUUCGUGAGUAUUCAUUUGUGAAGCAGCAGCAGACAGCCAUCAAAAUGUACAAGCUUGUUGGUGAAGAGAGGUUUUUGCUCUGGGCAGUUUGUAGCAUCCAAUUACAGGUAUUUUGUGGCAAUGGAGGAGAGAAACUAGCAAUGCUAGCUGAAGGGUUACUUAAGAAGCAUGUAGCUUCCCACAGCUUGCAUGAGCCUGAAGCUCUUAUGGUCUAUAUUUCCAUAUUAGAACAACAAGAAAAGUAUGGUGAUGCAUUGGAAAUUCUCUCAGGGCAAUUGGGAUCACUAUUAGUGAUUGAAGUUGAUAAGCUACGUAUACAGGGGAGGCUUCUUGCUCGGUCAGGUGACUAUGCUACAAGUGCCAGCAUAUAUCAGAAGAUUUUAGAACUAUGCCCUGAUGAUUGGGAGUGUUUCCUACAUUAUCUAGGCUGUUUGCUGGAGGAUGGCAGCAGCUGGAGCAAUGGAGCCAACAAUGAUCCAAUUAAUCCCCCAAAACCCGUGGAUUGCAAAGUCUCUCAAUUGGCAGAUGAAGUGUUUCAUUCUCGAAUAUCGACUUCAUUAGCUUUUGUGAAAAAAUUACAAGCAGACACCAGAAAUGAUUUUAUUAGGUGUCCAUACCUGGCAACUCUUGAAAUUGAGAGGAGGAAGCGAUUACAUGGAAAGGGCAAUGAUGAUGAUAUUGUGGAGGCUCUAAUGCUAUAUUUCCUCAAGUUUGGUCACUUAGCAAGCUUCAGUUCUGAUGUUGAGGCAUUUCUGCAAGUCUUAACUCCAGAUAAAAAGACGGAGUUUCUUGCGAAGUUGAUAAAAACUUUGGACUCCUCUGCUACUGCACCAACUAAAGUGCUUGGACAGUCAAUCACGAUUUUCAAAAUUCAGGAGUUGACUGGGAAUAUGUAUAAGCUCCCUGUGCUUGAACUUGAAGGCUGUGCCAUACAAAUGGUGGAGAUGUAUUGUAAAAGUCUUCCACUUUCAAAGGAUUUGGAUCCACAAGAGAGCAUGCAUGGUGAAGAGCUGCUAUCUAUGGUUUGCAAUGUGUUGGUUCAGCUAUUCUGGCGUACAAGACAUCUUGGCUACUUCAUAGAGGCAAUUAUGGUUUUGGAGUUUGGCCUGACUAUUCGAAGAUAUAUAUGGCAGUACAAGAUCUUGUUGCUGCACUUGUAUUCACACUUGGGUGCAAUUUCAUUAGCUUAUGAGUGGUAUAGAUCUUUGGACGUGAAGAAUAUUCUGAUGGAAACUGUUUCUCAUCACAUCUUGCCGCAGAUGUUGGUAUCUCCUCUUUGGGGGGAUUUAAAUAAUCUGCUGAAAGAUUAUCUCAGGUUUAUGGAUGACCACUUCAGGGAAUCUGCAGAUCUGACAUUCCUUGCUUAUCGCCACAGAAACUAUUCUAAAGUAAUAGAGUUUGUUCAAUUCAAGGAGCGAUUGCAACGAUCUAAUCAGUAUUUAGUUGCAAGGGUUGAGACACCCAUUCUACAGCUAAAACAGAAGGCAGAUAACAUUGAAGAAGAAGAGGGUGUUCUUGAAAACUUGAAUGGCGGGGUUCACUUUGUUGAGCUCUCCAAUGAGAUUGGAUCCAAAACCUUAACAUUCAAUGAAGAUUUCCAAUCACGACCUUGGUGGACACCAACUACAGAGAAAAAUUAUCUUUUAGGUCCAUUUGAAGGAGUAUCAUAUUGUCCCAAGGAAAACUUGAUAAAGGAAAGGGAAGAAAAUGUGCGGGGAGUUAUUGAAAAGAAAUCCCUUCUCCCUCGGAUGAUUUAUUUGUCUAUUCACAGUGCUUCAGCAUCACUUAAGGAGAGUGUUGAAGAAAAUGGGUCCAUAUCUGGGUCAAAAAUCUCCUCAGAGUUUAAGUUUUUGCUUGAGCGCCAUGCAAAGAUGUUAGGCUUCUCUUUAAGUGAUGCAGUUGAAGUGGUUAUGGGUGUUUCCAGUGGUGUAAAAUCCUUUGAGGCUUUUGGUUCAGACGAGAUCGACUGGAUAAACUUUGCUGUCUUUUUGAAUGCUUGGAAUUUGAAUUCCCAUGAGCCCUUACAGCCUAACGGAGAUCAGUGUGGCCGUGGUAUUUGGUAUGUAGUGGAUACUUUGCUGGUGAAAUAUAUUUCAGAGAAGAUCAAAUCCAUGGAGUCUCUUAUUUGCUCGCCAAGGGUUGAUCUUCCAAUUUUAGUGCAAUUGGUUACAGAGCCAUUGGCCUGGCAUGGUCUUGUGAUUCAAUCUUGUGUUCGAUCAUCUCUUCCAUCUGGAAAGAAAAAGAAGAAAGGUGGGCCUGUGGACCAGCAUUCAUCUCUGGUGUUUAAUGACAUUAGGGAUUCAAUCCAGUCUUUAUGUGAUACAGUUAAAGAGGUUGCAAAAUGGAUCAGAGGUCAGAUUGACAGACCAGAGGAUGAGAGUGUGGAAAUUAUGCUUUCCUCUCUUAGGAAAAAGGAACAAGAUGAAGGGCCUGGGCGUGUUUUCCAUGUUCUGGAAUGUUUAAUUCCAUCAAUAAAUGAGGCUGAACUUGGUGAUCGGAUCUCACAAGAAUUGAAGACAUGGAGUCCCCUUGAUGUUGCAAGGAAGAUAGUGACGGGGGACUCUACAUUAUUGUCCCAAUUUCUUAAUAUUUGCGAGUCAAAAAUCAAGUCAUUUCAGGCAUUGAAUCAGCAGAUAGCUCAAAUAUAAAGUGUGUUUUGCUUAAUGCGUUUCCCCUGAUCAGCAGGCAUUUUGCUUCAGCUUUGGGAGCUGCAUCUGAUCUGGAAUUACUGCGCUACUUGUCAGCAACAGAGAGUUGAAUGGAUUGUUCAAGCUCUGCACUGAUACUCUCUUUGGACUCGUAGUUUACCAUGAGAUUUCCCUGCCAGAUUUUUGUCAGCCUCCAUCGUGGCCAGCCAGUUCUGUUUGAGCGGUUUUGGAAAUGUUGUGCCAGGUUUUCACAAUUUAUUUGGAUAUUCUUUCAAUUUUUACACAGAACAGGUUUGUGUCUUUGUUCUCUUGAUGUAUUCUUUUCUGCAGUGUAUCUUUUGUUAUUUUUUGCUUAAUGUUGCGUGCACAUCGGGGAACCUGAAAAGUCCUGUCUGGAAGUCAAAAUUUGAUGUAUUCUACUCUAAUUUGACUCCAUUUGUUUUUGCAUUUUAAAAGCUUUUUU